CUGAGAAUAUUCUAUCAUGGUUCGAUCCACACUCGAUCCACAUUAGGAAAAGUGAGUGAGGAGGAGAUGGAUGAAGUUGUUUGGACUUUGGAUUUUAGCCACCAUUUAAGACCAUAAGCAUGCGUGAUCGAUAAGCCAUUUUUCUUCACCUUCACUCCCGAGAAAGUCUUCCUUCUCUUUUUUCCACCAAAAAACCUAAACCCUAGAUCUCUUUUAUUAUUUAUUUUUGGGUUUUUUUUUUUAUAUUUCUUGUGACACUCCCCAUCUUCACGUCACACUUUUUUGUUGCACUGUAUCUUCACACGCACAACACACAACAAAAACUAGAGACCCAUUUUCCAGAUCUGACUAAAUUAGACCAAUCCCAUUUCCGUAUUUUGGUUUGGCUUUGCUUUGGCUCUUUAACUACCCAUUUCCUUUCUCAUUGCAAAUCUUUUAUUAGAUCUCCUUAAACCCAGAAAAGCAACAAAAAAAACCCAGUUGUUAAUUUUUUCACGGAAUUACGUCUUGUUUUAUAAGUUGAAUCAGUUUGAGUUAAAAGAAUUUUGUUUGUGAUUUAACGUGAUCCGGUUGGAUUUUGUGGGAUAUAAAAUAAUUAGAUCUGGAUUUGGGGUAUUUUAAUUUAUAUAUGUUGUUUUAGUAGUUUGGGUAUCUUUCUUUGGAUUGGUUCGAAAGUUUUUCUCAAUGGCAAUGCCAUCGGGAAAUGUAGUUUUAUCUGAUAAAAUGCAGUUCCCUGCUACUGCAGCUGCAGGAGCCGGCGGCGGUGGUGCUGUUGGGGCCGUUGGUGGCGGUGGAGGUGGAGGAGGAGAGAUCCAUCAGCACCACCACCGGCAAUGGCUCCCCGAUGAGCGUGAUGGCUUUAUCUAUUGGUUGCGUGGGGAAUUCGCUGCAUCCAAUGCUAUUAUUGACUCUCUUUGUCAUCAUUUGCGUGAGGUUGGGGAAGUUGGGGAGUAUGAAGCCGUCAUAGCUUGCAUUCAACAAAGGAGAUGUAAUUGGAACCCCGUGCUUCAUAUGCAGCAGUACUUUUCGGUUGCUGAGGUUUCCUACGCGCUUCAACAAGUUGCGUGGAGACGGAGACAAAGGCAUUAUGAUUCGGGAAAAGUUGGGGGAAUUAAAAGAUCUGGAAUGGGGUUUAAGGGGCAGAGGAUGGAGGUGGCUAAAGAAGUGCAGAAUUCUGGGGUAGAUAGUGAUGGGAAUUCGACUGUUACUGCAGUUUCGGAGAGAAAUGAGAGAGGGAGUGAGAAACGUGAGGAAGUUAAGUCGUGUGGUGAGGUAGGGAAGGUGGAGGAUAAGUGCUCAACGUUCACAGAGGAUAAAAAAGAUACUGGUUCUAAACCUCAUGCUGGCGAUGCAGAAUCUGUAACCGAGGAUGUAAAUGGUGGGUGCACAUCAAGCUAUAAAGAGAAUGAUUUAUGUUCCAUCCAAAACCAGAAUGAAAAGCAGAAUCUGGCUGCGGGUCCAAAAACUUUUGUUGGUAAUGAGAUGUUUGACGGAAAGAUGGUCAAUGUGGUGGAUGGGCUAAAAUUGUAUGAGGAACUGUUUGAUGACAAGGAAGUUUUAGAUCUUGUAUCAUUGGUAAAUGAUUUAAGGGCUGCAGGGAAAAGAGGACAACUUCAAGAAGCAGGUCAGACAUAUGUGGCUGCAAAAAGACCUAUGAAGGGACAUGGUAGAGAGAUGAUUCAAUUGGGCCUUCCAAUUGCAGAUGCACCGCUAGAUGAUGAAAAUGCUGCAGGGACUUCCAAAGAUCGGAGAAUAGAAGGCAUUCCUCCCUUGCUGCAAGAUACUAUUGAACGUUUGGUCAACUUGCAAGUUAUGACUGUGAAGCCAGACUCUUGCAUCAUUGAUGUCUAUAAUGAGGGGGAUCAUUCACAGCCUCGCAUGUGGCCACCAUGGUUUGGAAAGCCUGUUUGCAUCAUGUUUUUGACUGAGUGUGACAUUACAUUUGGAAGGGUGGUAAUUGUAGCUGAUCAUCCUGGGGACUAUAGAGGCUCUUUAAAGCUUUCUCUGGCACCUGGAUCUCUCCUUGUGAUGCAAGGAAAAUCAGCUGAUUUUGCCAAACAUGCACUUCCCUCUGUCCGAAAGCAACGCAUACUUGUUACAUUUACCAAGUAUUGUCAACCAAAGAAGUCUACGACUGACAACCAGAGGCUUUCUUCACCAUCAGUCUCUCAGUCUUCCCAAUGGGGUCCACCACCUAGUAGAUCACCAAAUCGUAUUCGGCAUUCUGCUGGUCCCAAGCAUUAUGCAGUAAUACCAACAACUGGUGUAUUGCCGGCCCCACCAAUUCGGCCACAAAUUCCACCUUCAAGUGGUGUUCAACCUUUAUUUGUGCCUACUGCAGUCGCUCCUGCAAUUUCUUUUCCUGCUCCAGUUCCGAUCCCACCUGGUUCGACUGGGUGGCCAGCUGCCCCAAGGCAUCCUCCACCUCGUCUCCCUGUUCCGGGCACUGGAGUUUUCCUACCUCCGCCAGGCUCUGGUAAUUCAUCAUCUCAACAGUUGUCAACUACUGCAACUGAACUUAACAUUCUUGUGGAGACCACUUCCCCACGGGAAAAAGAGAAUGGUUCUGUGAAACCCAAUCAUCAUACAACUUCUCCUAGGGGUAGGUUGGAUGGAAAAUCUCCAAAGCAGGACUGCAAUGGAAGUGUAGAUGGAGCUGGCAGUGGGAGAGCUUUGAUGAAGGAAGAACAGCAUUGUGCUGACAAUAGUGUCAAGCAAACCUGCUAGUGCACUUUAGAGAGAGAGAGAGAGAGAGAGAGAGAGAGAGAGAGAGAGAGAGGGAAAGGAGGUAGGCUGUGAACUGCAAUGAGUUUAAGGCAAAUGUAAAGAGCGGCGACACGUGAGACUUUUGACAUUUAAUACCAGUAGGGGGAGAACAAAGGGAGGGAAGAAUGUCUCAGUUCUCUCUGCAAUCUAUUCUGUUCCCUUUUCCAUUUUUUGUUGUUUUAUUAUCGCUCACACUAGGUGGAAAACUCCAUUCUUAAUUUAACUGUGGUUCUUUUUAAUAUGUGGUUCAAAAGUUUUCUUAA
Messenger RNA from Theobroma cacao (cacao), 3029 nucleotides. The record is from RefSeq and is a predicted model, not a curated record. Lineage: Eukaryota; Viridiplantae; Streptophyta; Magnoliopsida; Malvales; Malvaceae.